AUAAACUCGAUCAAAGUUUUCCCGGCCAAACCCUAAACCCCCUUUCACCUGGGAAAAAAACCCUCGAAACAAAAAUCAUCUCCAGUUGAAUUUCAUUUCCUUCUUAUUAGAGGACACGUCACAGACACACACGCACAGAGAGAUGGAGGCAAUGGUGAAGAAGUAUCAGCAAAAGUUUAAAAAGGUGAAAGAGUAUAUAGACAAAUGGGAGGAGCUUCAGUCUCUUCUUCUUUCCCAAUUUAGAAGCGCUUCUGCUAUCAUCAAUAGAUUGCAGUUGAUUCAAAAUUCGAAGAAAUAUGGUGCCUUGAAGAGUGUAGAUGGUAUUGGAGAUGCUAUCUUCACAAAACAGAUGAAUUCGUUACAGAAUAUCUUGCUUUCAAUGAAUAAGACUCUGGAGGAGUUUCAUGCUGUUGUUAUAUCGCUUGAGAAGAUCGUUCGUGAUGGUCGGCAGCUAGUUAAGGGAGGAGGGUCCAUUCAGCCCAAAGUUGCACAAUUGCAGCAAAGAAUUGGCAUAAAACCAAGUCUUGCAGAUUGCUUGGAAGGGCUUGUGCAACUUCACGAUAUGCACCGUUCAGAGUACCUUCUUAAAUCCUCAGUUGUAUCAGCACUACCUACAAUUACCCUGGAACCCAGUGAGAGUGAUCUAGAAGCUCUUCAGCAACUCCUUGUUGAUCAACCUAACAUCCCCAAAGAUGAAGUGCAGUUUAUAUAUGACAUUAUUUAUGCGGAAGAUAUUUGUUGACAACUACGUUAAGAGAAGUAGAGAACCCCGCUUGAUGUGCUGAUACUGCCAGUGGUACAGCUGUCUAAAACAUUUGGAGGCCUGUCGUAAUAUGAUAUAAUUUGACCAGUGAUCAACACAAGCCAAUUUAACUAGUACAAAAAAUUGACUGUCCAUGUCUCGUAUGUUUGUACUUGCUUGGCUAAAAAAAUUGUGAUUGUAAUGCUAAAGAUUAGUCCCAAAAGAAUGUUUCAAGUGUUUGUAUGGUAAAAUUUUUUGAUUAAGAUCUUUGCUCAAUUUAAAUCAAUCACCUGCUUAUGCGUGCA
This is a messenger RNA of Daucus carota subsp. sativus, 1047 nucleotides long. RefSeq lists its product as uncharacterized. Lineage: Eukaryota; Viridiplantae; Streptophyta; Magnoliopsida; Apiales; Apiaceae. The transcript is spliced from 6 exons. The coding region runs from base 143 to 742 and encodes 199 amino acids. The record is from RefSeq and is a predicted model, not a curated record.